Messenger RNA from Geodia barretti, 750 nucleotides. Lineage: Eukaryota; Metazoa; Porifera; Demospongiae; Tetractinellida; Geodiidae. The record is from the annotation of a GenBank genome assembly.
AUGGCCAAGCAGAAGUUCAUCCGGGACAAGCCACAUCUUAACGUCGGCACCAUCGGUCACGUCGACCACGGGAAGACCACGCUGACCGCAGCCAUCAGCUACGUCCUGGACCAGAUCGACAAGGCACCGGAAGAGAAGGCCCGCGGCGUGACCAUCAACAUUACUCACGUCGAGUAUGAAACCCCGGCGCGCCACUACGCGCACGUGGACUGCCCCGGCCACGCUGACUACAUCAAGAACAUGAUCACCGGCGCGGCCCAGAUCCAGCCCUUCCUCAUGCCAAUUGAGGACGUGUUCGCCAUCAAGGGUCGCGGCACCGUGGUCACCGGCCGUGUCGAGCGUCGAGAUGUUCCACAAGCUGCUCGACGCGGCGAGCCCGGCGACGCAGUCGGCUGCUUGCUCCGAGGCGUGGACCGCGACCAGAUCGAGCGCGGCCAGGUCCUGGCCAAGCCCGGUUCCGUAAAGCCCCACAUGGAGGCGGACGCCGAGGUCUAUGUGCUCACCAAGGAGGAAGGCGGCCGUCACACACCGUUCUUCCCCGGCUACAAGCCGCAGUUCUACAUCCGGACCACUGACGUGACCGGUGAAAUCGGGCUGCCUGAGGGCGUCGAGAUGGUGAUGCCCGGGGACAACAUCAAGAUGCGUGUGAAGCUCAGCGUCCCUGUCGCGAUGGAGGAAGGCCUCCGAUUCGCCGUCCGCGAGGGCGGCCGCACGGUGGGCGCGGGCGUCAUUACAAACGUGCCCGAGUAG